UCAUUAUGAGUUGUGUCCACUUGUCUAGCAGAUUAUUGCCACCAGAAAACAGAGAUGGAUGAGAGGCAGAGGAAGAUACCCAAGGCAAUAAUUGUAGGAGGUAGCAUAGCAGGGCUAUCCUGCGCCCACGCCCUCACUUCAGCAGGAUGGCAAGUUGUGGUGCUCGAGAAAACAACAGCACCUCCCACGGGGAGCCCCACCGGUGCCGGCCUUGGCCUCGACCCUCUUACUCAGAACAUCAUUGGGUCCUGGCUUGGCCAGCCCCAGCUUCUCCACCAUGCCACCCUGCCCCUCACUAUCGAUCAGAACCAGGCGACGGACAGUAAUCGGAAAGUGGGUUGGACAUUGACGACAGACGAGAGCUUCAAUUUCAGAGCAGCGCAUUGGGCUGAACUCCAUGGCCUUCUCUACCAUUCAUUACCGCCUGAGAUUUUCUUCUGGGGUCACCUUUUCCUUUCCUUCACCGUUUCUGAAGACAAAUCUUGGGUCAGUGUUAAGGCUAAAGUACUUCAAACUGGCCAAACCAUCGAGUUGGAUGGAAAUUUGCUUGUUGCAGCUGAUGGCUCACUCUCUUCAAUCCGCCAUAUUUUUCUUCCUCACCUUAAAUUGAGGUAUUCGGGUUACUGUGCGUGGAGAGGGGUUCUCGAUUUUUCAGGAAGAGAGGAAUCCGAGACCAUUGUUGGCAUUAGGAGAGCAUACCCUUACCUGGGAAAAUGCUUGUACUUCGACCUUGCUUCCCAAACUCACAGCGUGCUUUAUCAACUUCCCAGGAACAAACUCAAUUGGAUUUGGUAUGUCAAUCAACCCGAGCCUCAGCUCAAGACAAAUUCAGUUACCAUAAGAGUAAGUAAUGAAGUGAUAAGGAAGAUGAUCCAAGAAGCGGAGGACGUUUGGUUACCAGAGCUUGUGAGAGUGAUGAAGGAGACCAAGGAUCCUUUCAUAAAUGCCAUAUAUGACUGUGACCCUCUCAAACAGAUCUUUUGGGACAAUGUAGUUUUGAUCGGAGAUGCUGCUCAUCCUACAACGCCUCAUGGUUUGAGAAGCACCAACAUGUCAGUGUUAGAUGCAGCUGUUCUAGGAAACUGCCUUGAGAAAUGGGGAGUGGAAAACUUACACUCAGCUCUGGAAGAGUAUCAGUCCAUUAGGUUGCCUGUCACUUCUAAACAGGUCCUACACUCCCGGAGGCUGGGUCGAAUCAAACAGGGCUUAACUCUUCCGGAUAGGCAUCUAUUUGAUCCGAAGGCAGCAAGUCCUGAGGAGUGCAAAGAUCUUCAACAGAAGAACAUGCCGUUCUUCACAAGUGUCCCUAUCAUUAGUAGAUCCACUCUUUAAUGCCCUGCAUGAUCUCUGAAGAGAUGGCAGAUGUUUGCUUGUUCUGGGUAAAUAGCAAUGCUCAAGGGUAAUUUGCUUAUAAAUCAUGUAGUUUCAGUACAUACAAAAUAAUGUCUUCAACCAUGUAUCUAAUUCUGA
Messenger RNA from Rubroshorea leprosula, 1470 nucleotides. NCBI's taxonomy places the organism in Eukaryota, Viridiplantae, Streptophyta, Magnoliopsida, Malvales, Dipterocarpaceae. The record is from the annotation of a GenBank genome assembly.